AUAAUCCACCAGACCGGAAGUGUGCGACUACAACACAUCAGCGUCCGCUCUCUUCCGAGUCCUGUGCAUUUCUCCCCGUUAUUUCAUUAAACCCUCAUUGUUAAAGGAGAUUCUUUAUUUGAAAAUUGCGGAAACCACAAUGUCCCGUUUAAAAUAGCAUCUCAAGGCCUACCAACUGACAUAAAUGAAGAAUCGCUGCCUAAAUUCAUGAGGAAGAAAACAGCCAGCUGCUGUGACGAUGAGGAGGCUGAACAAAAAGAAAGCUUUGAACUUUGUGAAGGAGUUGGAUGCUUUUCCCAAGGUUCCUGAGAGUUAUGUGGAGACAACAGCCAGUGGAGGAACUGUGUCUGUGUUGGCCUUCACAGCCAUGGCACUCUUGGCCUUCUUUGAGUUCUUUGUAUAUCGAGACACAUGGAUGAAUUACGAGUAUAAAGUGGAUAAGGAUUUUACUAGCAAACUACGAAUUAAUAUUGAUAUCACAGUUGCCAUGAGGUGCCAAUUUGUUGGAGCAGAUGUGUUGGAUCUAGCUGAGACAAUGGUGGCAUCUGACGGCCUGCAGUAUGAACCAGUUAUUUUUGACCUUUCUCCUCAGCAGAGGCUCUGGCACAGAACACUUUUGCUCAUUCAGAACCGUCUGCGUGAGGAACAUUCACUCCAGGAUGUUUUGUUUAAGAAUGUCAUGAAAGGUGCCCCCACUGCACUCCCACCCAGGGAAGAUGAUCCCACUCAGCCUCUAAACGCCUGCCGGAUACACGGACAUCUUUAUGUUAAUAAAGUAGCAGGAAAUUUCCACAUCACUGUUGGCAAGGCCAUCCCACACCCUCGAGGUCAUGCUCAUCUAGCAGCCCUGGUCAGCCAUGAGACAUACAACUUCUCCCAUCGGAUAGACCAUCUGUCUUUUGGAGAGGAAAUCCCUGGCAUAUUAAAUCCAUUGGAUGGCACAGAAAAAGUGUCUGCAGAUCACAAUCAAAUGUUCCAGUACUUUAUCACCGUUGUGCCCACAAAACUGCAGACGUACAAGGUGUCAGCGGACACACACCAAUAUUCAGUCACUGAGCGGGAGCGAGUGAUAAACCACGCAGCGGGGAGUCAUGGGGUUUCUGGGAUCUUUAUGAAGUAUGACAUCAGCUCUCUGAUGGUGAAGGUGACUGAGCAGCACAUGCCCUUGUGGCAGUUCCUCGUGCGGCUCUGUGGCAUCAUAGGAGGCAUUUUCUCUACAACAGGCAUGUUACACAGUCUGGUUGGCUUCUGCGUAGACGUGGUGUGCUGUCGUUUUAAACUGGGCGUUUAUAAGCCGAAGAGUAUGAGUGUUUUUGACGGCCACAUGAACAGCUUGACGCCUCUUCUUUCCGAGAACGCUGAACACUAACUGGGCUCUUCUCCUUACAACAUUUAAAGCUCAUUUCAGUCACAUUUCAAUCCGAAUCACAACUGUAAGUUUCAGGAUUCUGUUAAUACAUGAUAUUGAUGUUGGUUGUCAUUUGUGGUACUGUAAAGCACUGACACAACUGUUAAACAAGCUUAAAUUCAUAAAUAAGUAGACUGGAACAUUCCCAGAAAAUCUUGUUUGGUGCAAAAAUGAUUUAAGUGAAUUUAAAGGGACAGUUCACCCAAAAAUACAAAUUCUGUCAUUGAUUAGUCACCAUCGUGACCUAAGACCUAUUACGAUAUUCCUGAUGAAAUCCAAGAGCUUUCUGACCCUGCAUAAACAGCAACACAACUGACACGUUCAAGACCCAGAAAGGUAGUAAGGACAUCAUUAAAAUAUUCCAUGUGCGCUUCGAAGACACGGAAGAGAAGAAAUUGAAUAAAGUCAUUAUUUUUGUUUUCUUUGCGAACCCAGUACCUUUUGACAGCUUUAGUUCUGAAGAUGAACAAAGGUCUUAUGAGUUAGAAACAACAUGAGGGUGAGAAAUUAAUGACAGAAUUUUCAUUUUUGGGUGAGUUAUUCUUUUAAAUGAAAGGACAGCUUUUAAAAAUUUGCAGUUGUUCUAGAAAAAGAUUCUCACAUUAAAGCCUGUCAGUUAUUAUUAUUACACUCAUAAAGACAUCUUUUAUUUUUCUAAACACAGGUAUUUUAAUGAUAACUUUGGAGGGAAUACUCCCUUUUUAAAAAGCGCAGCUCUAAAUCUGAAUAUCAGACAAUUUAACUUAAAAGAUAAAGCAGCACCAGGAGGCUUUUAGACACGACCCAUCACGACAGUAUUAGGAUCUGGUUGGGAUGUUUUGCGAUUGUCCCCAUCCAGAUCUGAGAUCUCCACCUCAGGAAGGACUGUUCUAUUGAUUGUUUAGCAAUUUUGAUAAUAUUAAUAAAUGACACUUGAGGGUUUAUUAAAAUGCAGUCUCGAUUGUAUUGGUUGAAUGGCUAAAUGGAAGUAGUGUGGAAUAAUUCAUUUAAAGCAUAUUGAAUAUUCUUUGAUGGAAGUCAUUUCCCAUUAUUUUUGCAUGAUUACAAAUCACAUUGCUGAUGCAUAUUUUCUUGUGCCAAAGCCAUUAAGAUAAAUUAAGGUCCCUCUAAUAGUUCCUUUUUAAAAGUCACAUCCUGUUGAUGUAUUUUGGUUAAUUUAUGAAUUUUAUGAACAUGAUGCUUUCCAGGUUCGGGAUGUUUUAUUCGCCUGUUAUUGUGUUUGUCUCUUGAGAGUUCAAAUAAAGAGUUUCUUAUGCACCUGCA
This is a messenger RNA of Labeo rohita (rohu), 2671 nucleotides long. It is a transcript of the gene ergic2, whose product is annotated as ERGIC and golgi 2. The record is from RefSeq and is a predicted model, not a curated record. Gene Ontology annotation, cellular component: membrane; COPII-coated ER to Golgi transport vesicle; endoplasmic reticulum. Gene Ontology annotation, biological process: retrograde vesicle-mediated transport, Golgi to endoplasmic reticulum; endoplasmic reticulum to Golgi vesicle-mediated transport. Bases 239 to 1369 code for a protein of 376 amino acids. Lineage: Eukaryota; Metazoa; Chordata; Actinopteri; Cypriniformes; Cyprinidae. The transcript is spliced from 14 exons.